Messenger RNA from Pelobates cultripes (western spadefoot toad), 2708 nucleotides. Lineage: Eukaryota; Metazoa; Chordata; Amphibia; Anura; Pelobatidae. The record is from the annotation of a GenBank genome assembly.
AUGCCCUUACGGGUGUUUAAGAGCAGCUAUUCACACGGUGAUUUUGAAGCGCUACUUACUGUUCACAUUGAGCGCACUUGUGAGAACAAUGAUUGACAGAAAGCUAGCAUGGAGGAGCCAAGAUGCAGAAUAAAGAGGUGUAGAUUUCUACAGUUAAUUCAACGUUUACACUUCCAAAUACAAAUAUAUUGUUAAAAUCAUGGGAAGUGACAGUUUUUCGUUAAAUAUUGUGAAUAUUUCUUUUAGGUACAAUAUUCAAAGAAAUCCUCGUAGGAUCAGUAGCAUUCGUUAUUGUGACAGUGUUUGCUAUCUCGAUGCUGGGAGUCUAUUUGGCAUUGUAUAAAUAUGUGUUACAUCCCAAAACACACCUUCCAUCAAAUCUGGUAAGUCUUCAAAGUUAUGAAAACUAAGUCUGAGAAAUAUACACUAUCAUCCAUUUCCGAUGAUGAAGAAUUAAAGUUACACAGAAUAUGUUUAUCAAAUAGCAUAAAUAUCUUGCCUUCAUUGAUCUUGCCUGUAUCACUUAAAGGACCACUAUAGGCACCCAGACCACUUCAGCUUAAUGAAGUGGUUUGGGUGCCAGGUCCAUCUAGGAUUAACCCUUUUUUUAUAUAAACAUAGCAGUUUCAGAGAAACUGCUAUGUUUAUAAUAUGGUUAAUCCAGCCUCUAGUGGCUGUCUCUUGACAGGCGCUAGAGGCGCUUGCGUGCUUCUCACUGUGAAAAUCAUGUAAAUGCUUUCCUAUGAACUAGCUGAAUGUGCGCAUGGCUCCUGCACUGGAGAAAGGUAAGAUUUUACCCCCUUCCUCUCCCCAGAGCCCGGCGGGAGGGGGACCCUGAGGGUGGGGGCACCCUCAGGGCACUAUAGUAUGUUUUCCUGGCACUAUAGUGGUCCUUUAAAUGUUGGCUAUUUGACUAUAUGGGAAUAAUGACACAUUAACCAAUACUUCCCUAUUGCUCCUAUACUAUCCAUCUUCAAUAUCACAAGCCAACUAAGAAAGGUUGGAGGGCAGAUACAAGCUUCGAAGUAAGAGAAGUUAGAUUUUGUUCAGUUUAGGAUUAAUCCAGGUAAAGUCAGUUUACAGUCUACACUGUAUGAAUGUAAUACAACUUGCAUGGAGAAGAAAGAUUGCCUCUUACUCAGCAGUCACCUAAAGGUAGUCUGGUAGUAUAAGGGCACGUCAUAGGAACGGUGCAGCACUUUAAGACGUCCUUCUAUUGAGAAUUAGCAAUGCAGGUAGAAACAGGAUAAGAGAAAGUUGCUUACAGAGUGGAAGGAAGAAGAAGAGCUGUACAUGUGAAUUAGAGAUGAAAAAUAAGAAGGGUGGAGUGGUUGAAAGGUUUGUAAGUUAGUGCUAGUAAUUGAAAUUGAAUCCUAAAGGACAUAGGAAGUCAAUGUAUGGAUUGUCAGAUGGUUGUGAGAGUAAUAGUGGAUAAGGUAUAAGAGUAAUAGUAGAUAAGGUAGCAACAUUUAUUUGUUAUUGACAUAGAUAUUGUAGGUUGUGAAAAGACAAAGAAUGAGUGAGUUACAGUAAUCAAGGUUGGCAAUAAGUGCAGAACAUGUGCCUUAUUUGCAUCUUUCAUCAGUUAGGGGGCAAAUACAUGGUUUUAAGGGGUAAAUUAAAAGAUUUGGAGAGAGGCUGGAUGUGGGGAGAAAAAUCGAGACCUGUAGUCAAAUGUAACACCAAGUCAAGGUUGAGGUAGUGACAAUAUAUUGAUCAUUUAAAAUUAUACAUAAAUACAAGUUCUGUGGCGUAAUAUUGUAAUUGUUUUAUCUACUUUCCAUGUAUUCUUUACUUACGAUUUGUACAAAUCCUUUUAGACAGUAUCUCCGAUAUAUAGCAUUGUGCAGGUUUUGACCUUUAAGAUGCCACAUCUAUUUUGAAAAGCUAUUUCUCAAGAUGCAGUAUAAAUUAUCUGUACAUGUGUGUAUUCACUUUAUAUUUCUUCUUCCCGAAAUCAGAGGUUGAUCCCAUUUGAUCCUUUGUCAAUCCAAAAUGUUGUAUAUUUUUUUUAACAGAUUUUGCAAGCAUUUAAUUCAAAGACAAGUAUGCAUAGAGGAGAUGAAACCAUAAUUAUACCAUCAACAUUUGAGAGUAUGGUGCUCACUAGACACAUACUUGAAGCAAAAGAGGGCAGUCCUCAAAGUCUCCAGUACAAACGAUAUGUCUCAAAUGAGCCAGUGAGGAAUGAAUAUGUUAACUGCGAACUGAAGAAGGAUGACCAUCUUCUUGACCGUCAAGACAAAAAUGUAGAACUCAAAAACCCAACUUAUGCAACUAAAACUAUGAAAUGCAGUCUUACUCAGCAGUACCCAUAUGUUUGUAUAUCAUCACAACAUCCGUGUAAAAACAUAUGUUUUAGUGAGACAAGAGAGAUAUUUGAUUUUUCUAAUAUAUCUAAAAAACCCAGUUAUAUUAACACUGAAAAUGUGUUUGGAGAAUACUGCACAAAUACAGGGCAUGAAGCAUUGAAGUUAUCUUAUAUGAAUCAGGUCCAGAUAAAUCAGUCCAGUAAUACAUAUUUUAAUCAGUAUGAGUAAACAUGAGGAGAACAGUUUCACUUGUUAAUUAAUCAGCUUUGUAGAUUCUCAAAAAUAUCUGACAAUGCUAGAAGAUGUUGCAAGAACUUUGAUGCAACACAUGUCCUCCAUUACAGCGUGCAACUUUUUUUUGUCAAAUAUGUGUUGGUGUGGCACCAUCAUUUCCAU